GCCAAACAAACACCAGCAACACCUACACUCGGCAUUAAGCGCCAUGCUGAACCUCGAUAUGCUGCUGUUGAAGGGGCCCUCCCCGGGCGUUGAGGAGGGUCUCAAUGAGCUGCGCUUUGCUAUACUGGCCGACGGCAUACCUGCAAACAGCGAGGGCAUGUCCGAGCUGCGCAUGUACAUAUGGCUCAUACUUCUCAACACGCCGCCGUUGAAGACCGAUGUCUACCUCGACCUUGUCCGACAAGGCGCGUCGCCAGCGCAUACCAAGAUCCAGAACGACACCUUCCGUACCUUCCAGGGCGAUCCACUAUUCCGCCGUCGCGUCACGCAGAAUAGUAUUACGCGUGUACUCAACGCCGUCGCGUGGAGGCUCAACGAUGCACAUGAAGCACGCGUCAACGGUUGGCAGUCACCGCCGACGCUGUCUGAGUUUGGUGGCAGUCCUGAUACUGCCAUGAUGUCCCGCCACUCGCUUGCCGCCAGCGUACGGACGGAUGCCUCGACCACCAACGAUGCGGAACAGAUUGGCUAUGUGCAAGGCAUGAAUGUCCUCUGCGGUCCGUUUCUGUACGCCGCCCGGAGCGAGGUCGAGGCCUUUACUGGUUUUGAAAGACUCAUCACUCAGGAAUGUCCGGGCUACGUGAGAGGAUCCAUGGAAGGAGUGCACAAAGGAGUGGCUUUGGUGGAUCGUGUUCUCCAGGUCGUCGACGAGAAGCUGUACGCGCAUCUGAUGAGCUACCACAUGGAGGCGAAAAUAUACGCCUUCGCUUCGGUCCUGACCAUGUGUGCAUGCACGUCACCUCUACCUGAAGUCCUCAAAUUAUGGGACUUCUUGUUCGCCUACGGUCCACACUUGAACAUCCUCUGCAUCGUCGCUCAGCUUGUUCUGAUGCGAAAUGAUCUUCUGAACAGCCCCAGCCCGAACCAGAAGCUGCGGAGUUUCCCAGCGUUGAACGCAGGCGCGAUCAUUCCCUUGGCCACAGGCUUCACCAGCAAGAUACCUGAGGACAUGUACGAGGAGAUCGUUCACCACGCCAAAUGAGUGGCGAAGAAAGCAGUAGCCAAUUUCGGAAGACCAUGAAGUUACGAAGUCACGAAUCAUCCAAAAAGGAUACCUCAUGAACAGGCAAUUGUUUGCCUGAAGCCAGCGGCAUUCUAUGUAUCAUUUAUAUUACAAUUCAUCACACUCAGGCUGAGCCAUGAGCAUACUCUUCGAACCCAUUACCUUUGGCACUGUUUGAGUCCCUUCUAGCGGCUUCGGGUACGUUUAGAUGUCCUGAACUUCAUGUGAACCAAGCGCCUCAUUUCCGAAGAGCACACUGCCUGGGCUCAGCCGUCAUGUUUCGCCUCUGGUCUCGACACACAACCCAGUUGACAUCGCCGACCUUCAUGUCAGCCGCGUAUCCAUAGCUUCGAG
Messenger RNA from Paraphaeosphaeria sporulosa, 1417 nucleotides. RefSeq names its product TBC-domain-containing protein. Gene Ontology annotation, biological process: activation of GTPase activity; negative regulation of septation initiation signaling. The transcript has 3 exons. Gene Ontology annotation, cellular component: mitotic spindle pole body. Gene Ontology annotation, molecular function: GTPase activator activity. The record is from RefSeq and is a predicted model, not a curated record. Bases 44 to 1042 code for a protein of 332 amino acids. NCBI's taxonomy places the organism in Eukaryota, Fungi, Ascomycota, Dothideomycetes, Pleosporales, Didymosphaeriaceae.